Messenger RNA from Hyalella azteca, 1252 nucleotides. RefSeq lists its product as uncharacterized. The coding region runs from base 38 to 874 and encodes 278 amino acids. The transcript has 4 exons. The record is from RefSeq and is a predicted model, not a curated record. NCBI's taxonomy places the organism in Eukaryota, Metazoa, Arthropoda, Malacostraca, Amphipoda, Hyalellidae.
CAUAAUACAUUUUGCCUAUUAGCCAGGUAAAAUUAGAAUGUCAUUAGGCUUGCCGUUGGCGCUCUUUUUGGCGCUGAUUCAGGCGUGGCAGGUGCCCGGGCACUGGCUGUGCGAUGGCAUGGCCUGCCCCAGCAACUACUCCGUCUACGCGCAGCAGCGCUCCGGCCUGGACAUCUACGCCUCGGGCAACUGCUUCACGCACAUCAAGCGCCAGUCCGGCGCAAAAAGACUGGCAUGCAUGAACAUGUGCUUGCGGGAGGGAUGUGUGCACGCCAUCACUGGGGACGAUGGGUGCGUGUUGCUGGGUUCGGGUGUGUUGCCCCCCUACAACACGGGGCUGUACCGUCAGCUGGCAGGUGGCCAGGGCCCGCUGGUCGAGGUUGCCAGGGGGAAGCCUGUGAAUGCGUCGUCCUCAUACCCCUCAAAUCCACCCUACAAUUGGGAACCACAAUACGCCAACGACGGCGUUUCGACCGAGAAGUAUAACUUCUUCCACUCCGGCUUAUUCUCCUCCGGCGACGACAUGUACCCGUACCUCUUGAUUGAUCUCCUGAAGCCCUACGCUGUGGUGAGCGUGUCGCUGCUGCCGCGCAUCGAGAAAGGAGAUGGUGUGGCACUCAUUCAACGAGCACACAACAUUACCCUGUACGUGGGCAACACGGUGGUCACUGAUGGCGUCUUCGCGGGCGUGUACGAGCAGUUCGCCUUCAUCGCAAAGCCCGUGCUGGACACGGCCACCAACACACCAGUCUGGCAGCACAUAACUCCAACCACUCCCCUGUGCGGCAGGUACUUCGUCGUCAAGAAGGAACAGGGAGGGCCGUACCAUUACCUGGAGAUCACUGAGGUGCAGGUCUACACAAGCGAACCUUAAAGUGGAUGCUCAUACAGGCGCGAUCUUUGAAAGAAAGGACUUUCAAGGAGGAGACAUGCGUAGAUGAAUUAGCGGAUGAUGGAGCUGAAGAAGAAUGAAUGUCAUCCCAUGAAGAAUGAUGUGAACUAAUAUAAUUUAGUAGUCAAUCACUUUCUCUUUUAGAAUUAUAUGCGUCAUACGCGGCAGCUUCACAGAUUCAUUUCUGUCCUUAUAAGACACUGGAUACACAAGCCCAUCUGGUUCAUUGGCUAUUUCGAAGUAACUAACUGUCCCUUUAAACCUGCCACGUUAACUUUUACCUGCCUGAUUUGCAUAAUUCCAGUAGCGUUCAAUUCUCUAAACAGAAUCUGAUUAAAUAGCUCGUGAACAUCAACUUUG